ACACAACUCUUCAUAGGAUAAUAAGAAGUUUAGCCACAGAAACCCUAAAAACCCCCCUAGGGUGCUGGUCCAUCUCUUAAAUAAAUCUAAUAGGGAUUCUAAUUACUCCACGGAAGGCAGUUCGCAGAGCGAGCAAGGAAGAUUCAUAGCCGCCAUGGGUCGAAGACCUGCAAGAUGUUAUCGUCAAAUUAAAAACAAGCCAUAUCCCAAAUCACGGUAUUGCCGUGGUGUGCCUGAUCCAAAGAUCAGGAUUUAUGAUGUUGGCAUGAAAAGGAAAGGUGUUGAUGAAUUUCCAUUCUGUGUUCACUUGGUGAGUUGGGAGAAAGAAAAUGUAAGCAGUGAAGCACUUGAGGCUGCCCGAAUUGCUUGCAACAAAUACAUGACAAAGGCUGCUGGAAAGGAUGCCUUUCAUCUCCGUGUUAGAGUUCAUCCAUUCCAUGUGUUACGUAUCAAUAAGAUGCUUUCAUGUGCUGGAGCUGAUAGGCUUCAGACUGGAAUGAGGGGUGCCUUUGGAAAACCUCAAGGAACAUGUGCCAGAGUAGACAUUGGGCAGGUUCUCUUAUCUGUGCGCUGCAAAGAUAACAAUGGAAAUCAUGCACAGGAAGCUUUGCGCCGUGCUAAGUUCAAGUUCCCUGGGAGACAAAAGAUUAUUGUCAGCAGAAAAUGGGGCUUUACAAAGUUUUCUCGUGUUGAUUACCUCAAGUGGAAGGAAGAGAAUCGCAUUGUUAGUGAUGGAGUUAAUGCAAAGCUUUUGGGAUGCCAUGGGCCUUUAUCAAACAGGCAGUCUGGAAGGGCUUUUCUAUCAGCUGCAGUGUCUGUUUAACAAGGCAUGUUGAUUUGCAGACAAUUCUGGAAAGUGUUGUAGUGUUGACAUUAUUGUCAAAUUUGUCUUUACAUUUUUGGAAAUGAUCUUAUGAUCAAGCCAAUGCCACUUUAUACUUGCGUCCAGUUACAUCUGAGAAAGGAUACGAGAAUUUAUGAUUAAGCACAUCUGGUUUUGUGCUUUUAAUUUUCCUUUUAUGGAUAUCAUACUUCCAAUUGAAAUAUGCAUUUAUUUUGCUAUGUUAAUUAAAUUUUUAUAAUUAGUGUGCCUUAA
Molecule: messenger RNA, 1096 nt
Organism: Cryptomeria japonica (Japanese cedar)
Lineage: Eukaryota; Viridiplantae; Streptophyta; Pinopsida; Cupressales; Cupressaceae
Product: large ribosomal subunit protein uL16
Exons: 5
Coding region: 155-823 (222 amino acids)
Biological process (GO): ribosomal large subunit assembly; translation
Cellular component (GO): ribosome; cytosolic large ribosomal subunit
Molecular function (GO): structural constituent of ribosome
Source: RefSeq, a predicted model, not a curated record